AUGGGAAUCCGGAGAAGAGAGAAAUCCCUAAUGACUGGAGCGUUAGGAAGAUAUCGCAGGAGACUGUCUAAGCUGACCAUGAAGUUGAGUAUUAUCUCAAUGGAGGUAGUUGAUGAGGUACUUGGUUCCUAUGGACAAGUAGACAUCCUGGAAAAGAGCUGUACUGGAACCACCAUACCAGCAACCCACACAAAAGGACUGCUAGCCAGAGGAUUAAAGAAAAGGACUGUUAGAAUUUUGGUAGCUGAAGGAGAUCUUGGUGGUAAAUUACUUACAAAUUUCUUACCAUUGAAAGGCCAGAAACGAGUAAUUCACCUUGAUCUAAAACUUAUAGCUGAUAUAGGCUUGGUGGGAUUCCCAAAUGCUGGAAAAUCGUCUUUGCUAAGUAGGAUUUCUCAUGCAAAACCUGCAGUUGCAGAUUAUGCAUUUACAACAUUAAAACCUGAACUUGGAAAAAUUGUGUAUAAUGAUUUCAAACAGAUAUCAGUAGCUGAUCUUCCUGAUUUAAUAGAAGGAGCACAUAUGAACAAAGGAAUGGGUCACAAAUUCCUCAAGCAUAUACAAAUAAUUAAACAACUACUUUUUGUUGUUGAUAUUUAUGGAUUUCAGCUUUCUUCCCAAACUCAAUACAGAACUGCCUUUGAAACCAUAAUACUGCUUUCAAAAGAGUUGGAGUUGUACAGAGAGGAACUUCAGCCAAAACCUGCACUGCUGGCAGUUAAUAAAAUGGACUUGCCAGAUGCUCAAGAUAAAUUCCAAGUACUGAUGAACCAACUCCAGAAUCCUAAAGAUUUUUUGCGUUUAUUUGAAAAAAACAUGAUUCCAGAGAGGACUGUGGAGUUCCAGCACAUCAUCCCCAUCUCUGCAGUUACUGGAGAAGGAAUGAAUGAAUUAAAGAACUGUAUAAGGAAAUCUCUGGAUGAACAUGCUGACCAGGAAAAUGAUGCAUUUCAUAAGAAGCAGUUGCUUAAUUUACAUAUUUCCCAUAUAUCUUAUAGUGAGCCACCAUCAAAGAAUGCUGUGACUAGUCCCAGAAUGGGUAGAACUUAAAUCUAUAAAAAGUAAUAUUGAAACUGUGUUCAUUUGGAAGCUUUUUCACAGACAUAUUUUUUAGAAGGUUAGUUGUUACUCAUCUGGCAUAUAUGCUGUCAUUCAAGAAACAUAUUU
Hippopotamus amphibius kiboko is the source of this 1167-nucleotide messenger RNA. RefSeq names its product GTP-binding protein 10-like. Gene Ontology annotation, cellular component: mitochondrion. The transcript is spliced from 3 exons. Gene Ontology annotation, molecular function: GTP binding; GTPase activity. The coding region runs from base 1 to 1050 and encodes 349 amino acids. The record is from RefSeq and is a predicted model, not a curated record. Lineage: Eukaryota; Metazoa; Chordata; Mammalia; Artiodactyla; Hippopotamidae.